AUGACUUGUAAGAAAGUCCCCCCUGGAUUUCCACCAAAAACGCCUUGCAUAGCACUCUCAUCAUCUCUCUCCUCCUCCUUCCUUCUGAUCAUCUCUCCUACCUUGUCUCUUCUAUCAGGAUGUCCCCAGCUUGCGCAGUGGGGCAGGAUGCUCUGUACUCUAUGCAUUUGGCCAGACUUCGGAGGACCUGGGGCGCUGGGGACUUUGGGGAUCCUGACUUUGGUGCUUUGUAGCUGCUCAGGAGAGCCAGCGUCCUUGCCUUGGGAUCUGCCAGCCAGCUCUAGCUGGGAACACUAGGGAGACCUUGUCUUCAUCCACAUGGAGAGCAGCCUGUACUCACUGCCCUGCAGCCCUAUGGAGACGGAGGUGGCUGAUCCCACCUACCACUGGGUGCGGAACAGGACAGACUCCAGGUUGUUUUUGGUCACCAAAGAGGGACAUCUCCUCUUCCAACACUUCCAAGCAGGCGACAGUUGGAAGUACUCCUGCACCAUCUCCUACAUGAAACGCAUCCCUGUGUCCCAAACAUUCCACUACAGCAUGUUUGGCUACCAUGUGCUCGGAGGCCUGGACACUGUGCUGCUCUUCCAUAGCAAGUUCUGUGAGGAUAAGUGGACCAAAAGCUUCCUGUGGGGUCUACAGAAGACGCUGAGGUAGCUGGAGAUCGAGCAGCACUGCAAACUCCAGCUCACUGCCACUUUCUGCUUCCCCUCACUCAGCAACCCUUCGGAUGAGUCCAUCAUCCAAGUACAGCUGGAAGUGUCCCUCUUUGGACCCCACUGGGAUGAAUAUUGCAGCUCCCAGGACAUGGAGAUGGUCACAAACUGCUACCGCAAAACAGUCCGGCACAACCUGGGGCAGGUCCAGCUUGCCCUUACCAGGUUCUUCAAGGAGCUUAAGUCCUUCCACAUCACUGGAGCUGAUAUCCCCAACAUCAACUUCACCAACGAGUUUGCUGGCUUCUUAAAGACUGAGCAGUGCAGUGGCGGAUAUGGGCAGACCAAACAGCUGCUAAGAUGUCUCGAGUGUUGCGUUGUAUGCCCACCAGGGAUGUUCAGCCCUCCUAAGAACAGCCAGUGCUCCCCAUGCCCUGUUGGGACCUACAGCCUCAUCUAUGGUGUGGCAUUUUGCACUCCCUGCAAGGAUGGCAUGAUCACCAGAGUGCCGGGUGCCAGCUCCGUGAUGGACUGUGUCAAGAACAAAAGGACCAAGCAGGCUGUCUCCAUCAUGCACAGGAUCCCAGGCCUGCUUCUUAUCCUCUUGCCAGCAUUGUUAGCCAUCAACCUUCUCUUCAUCCUCAGCUCUUGUUACUGGUUCUAUCAAGAGUACCGAGUGUCAUCUCCAACGGCUUUCAAGGUGACAGGAAGCAACAAGAGGAUGGAGACAGUGGCCAGUUUUUUCAGGAUCCUCUGGCAGAGCCUCCAGGCUGGCCCUGAUACUGCACGUGGAGCAUCAUCUCUUGCUGUGACCCCAAACCUUGCUCCUGUGACUGAUGAGACAAUUCCUGUGCUGAUACUGGAGGACAGAAGGACCAUUUUUGAGAUUCCCUCCAGGGACACAAGGACAUUAAG
This is a messenger RNA of Antrostomus carolinensis (chuck-will's-widow), 1571 nucleotides long. RefSeq names its product zona pellucida-binding protein 2-like. The record is from RefSeq and is a predicted model, not a curated record. Gene Ontology annotation, cellular component: zona pellucida receptor complex; extracellular region; acrosomal vesicle. Gene Ontology annotation, biological process: acrosome assembly; binding of sperm to zona pellucida. NCBI's taxonomy places the organism in Eukaryota, Metazoa, Chordata, Aves, Caprimulgiformes, Caprimulgidae.